Messenger RNA from Cajanus cajan (pigeon pea), 1567 nucleotides. RefSeq names its product beta-glucosidase 12. Gene Ontology annotation, molecular function: beta-glucosidase activity. The record is from RefSeq and is a predicted model, not a curated record. NCBI's taxonomy places the organism in Eukaryota, Viridiplantae, Streptophyta, Magnoliopsida, Fabales, Fabaceae. Gene Ontology annotation, biological process: carbohydrate metabolic process.
AUGGCAUGCAACGAGUUUUUUCUCUUCAUUUUCUUCUUCUUCGCUCUUGUUAGCAAAUUACCAUCAAUUACUUGUUCGGGACCUCUUGCAUCCAUUGUCGAUGUUGAUUCACUCAAUCGAACCAGUUUUCCAAGAGACUUCAUUUUUGGAACCGCAUCUGCCGCGUACCAGUACGAAGGUGCAGCUGAAGAGGGUGGUAGAGGACCAAGUAUAUGGGAUACUUUCACCCAUCAAUAUCCUGAAAGGAUCAGAGAUAGAAGCAAUGGAGAUGUCGCCGUUGACCAAUAUCAUCGCUACAAGGAAGAUAUUCAGAUCAUCAAGAAUAUGAAUAUGGAUGCAUACAGAUUCUCCAUCUCUUGGUCUAGAAUCCUCCCAAAAGGAAAGCUUAGUGAAGGUGUAAAUAAAGAAGGAAUAGAAUAUUACAACAAAGUCAUCAACGAACUGCUAGCCAACGGUUUAGAACCAUGUGUCACACUUUUUCAUUGGGAUCUUCCCCAAGCUCUAGAAGAUGAGUAUGGUGGUUUCUUAAGUCCUCAUAUUGUAAAUGAUUUUGAAGAUUACGCGGAUCUUUGUUUUAAAGAAUUUGGAGAUAGAGUGAAAUAUUGGAUUACUUUAAAUGAGCCAUGGUCAUAUAGUAGAAAUGCAUAUGCAGCUGGAAUUUUUGCACCAGCUCGAUGUUCUAAAUGGUUAAAUCCAAACUGUACUGAUGGUGAUUCUGGAAAAGAACCUUAUUUAGCUUCACAUUACCUAUUGCUUGCUCAUGGGGCAGCUGUCCAAGUCUACAAGAAAAAUUAUCAGGCUUCUCAAAAAGGUUUGAUAGGCAUAACACUAAUAUCUAAUUGGUUUGUGCCACUUUCAAAUAACAAAUCAGACGAAGACGCUGUACAACGAGCACUUGAUUUUAUGUUUGGAUGGUAUAUGGGACCAUUAACAUCAGGAGACUAUCCACAAACCAUGCGUUCCUUAGUUGGUGAACGGUUACCAAAAUUCUCUAAACAAGAAGCUAAGCUUAUUAAUGGUUCAUUUGAUUUUCUUGGACUAAACUAUUAUACCACUUACUAUGCUACCGAUGCACCAGAUGCCAAACCUAAUUACAUUACAGAUUGCAAAGUCAAUCUUACAUCUACACGUAACGGAGUUCUUAUAGGUCCAAAGACCGGUUCAAGUUGGUUAUUUGUUUAUCCCAAAGGAUUCAGAGAAUUGUUGCUUUAUACUAAAGAAAAGUACAACAAUCCUUUGAUUUAUAUCACUGAAAAUGGAAUGAGUGAAAUCAUUGAUCCAACACAACCACUUGAGGAAUCACUUCAAGAUACUUAUAGAUUUGAUUAUUUUUAUCACCAUCUCUUUUAUCUUCACUCGGCAAUGAGGGAUGGCGUAAACGUAAAAGGAUAUUUUGCAUGGUCAUUGUUGGACAAUUUUGAAUGGAAUGAUGGUUAUACGGUUCGAUUUGGAAUACAUUAUGUAGAUUACAAAAAUGAUUUGAAACGACAUCAAAAGCUCUCCGCAAAAUGGUUCACGAAUUUUCUAAAAAAAUAUUAAAUUGUAUACAUAUUGUAUUAUGAUAAUU